CUUCCUCCUAAACUCACUCCAUCAUAAUUCUUCUUUCCAAAUUUAGAGAGAAAAAAAUAAAAAUCAAACUCAAUCAGAAGAAGAAAUUUCAAUUUCCGAACCCUAAUAACUCAAUCAGAAGAAGAAAAUACAUAAUACAAUGGAGAAGAAAUUCAAAUUCACUUCUUGAUCAUCAUCAUCAGCUCAAGAUUGUACUUACUUGGUAAGAAUUUCUUGGUAUUUUGAGUUAUUUCACUUCUGGGUUUGGUUGAUUUGUUGAGUUCUUUAAAGGGUUUGGUUGAUGUGUUGUGGUUUCUUCAAAAGUUUGUUUGAUGAGUGAGAAAGUUUUGAUUUUGAAAUAGUGGGUUUGAGAAAUUUGAGGGCAUUAUCCUAAUUUCUUUGGUUAGGUUUUGUAUUCUUGAGUUUUUGAUUAUUAAAGGGUUUGUUUUGAUUUUAUUAGAUCUUCAAUUUGGGGAUUUUAGUAAAGGGUUCAGGGUAAUCAAGAUGGGAUUUUUCUAAGGGUUUGUGUUUGUGAAUUUCUUUUUUCCAAUUUGGGGAAUUAGAAACAGGGGGUUUGUGUUCUUAAGUUUCUGAACUGAUAAAAAUGUCUAGUGCUGGUGCUACGCUUAGGAUUAGAGAUGAAUCAGUUCAUUACCCUGGUUAUUUUCAUGGAUUGCCUGGUUCAGGUAAGAAUGAAUCCAUACUUAUUUACCUCACUGUUGGUGGUUCUGUGAUUCCGAUGCAUGUCUCGGAGUCCGAUUCGAUUGCAUCAGUCAAAUUAAGAAUCCAGACAUGUAAAGGUUUUGUUGUGAGGAAGCAGAAGUUAGUCUAUGAAGGCCGAGAGCUGGCUCGGAACAAUUCUCUUGUGAGAGAUUAUGGUGUCACAGAUGGGAAUGUUCUUCAUUUAGUCCUCCGGUUAUCCGAGCUUCAAGUUAUUACUGUGACGACUGUUUGCGGUAAAGAAUUCGAGUUUCAGGUUGAGAAAUGUAGGAAUGUAGGUUAUGUUAAGCAGCAGAUUGCCAAAAAGGGUGGGAAAGAUUUGGUGGUUGAUAAGGAUCAAGAAUUGGUGUGCAACGGUGAGAAGCUCGAUAAUGAUCAGCUUCUUAUCGAUGAUAUUUGUAAGGAUAAUGAUGCUGUCAUUCACCUCUUGGUUAGGAAGUCUUCGGCAAAAGUUAGGGCAAAACCUGUUGACAAAAAUUUUGAAUUGUCAAUUGUUGCAUCAGAUUCGAGUGAGUGUAAAGAAAAAGAAGCAGUAGUUGUAGAGAAAGAAGAAGAGAAGCCGCAGAAGAAGAAUGACGAGCUUUUUGUUGUAGAUAAGAGGAAGCCUCUUAGUAGAGAUUUCCUGCUGGAACCGCUUAUUGUUAACCCGAAGAUUGGAUUGUCUUCCGUUAUUAAGGAUAUGAUUCAUUCUGUGUUUGUGGGGUUGGAGAAAGGGAAACAGCCGGUUAGAUCUUCUGAAGGUUCUGGAGGAGCUUACUUCAUGCAGGAUCCUUUGAGUGAUAAGUACGUCGCUGUGUUUAAGCCGAUUGAUGAGGAGCCAAUGGCUGCAAACAAUCCCCAUGGGUUGCCCUUGUCAUUGGAUGGUGAAGGUUUAAAGAAGGGGACAAGAGUUGGAGAAGGUGCACUAAGGGAAGUUGCAGCAUAUAUUCUGGAUCAUCCUAGGGGUGGACCACGAUCAUUCAGGAGUAAUGAACUAGGAUUUGCUGGUGUCCCACCAACAACCAUGGUUAGGUGCUCGCACAAAGGUUUUAAUUACUCGGAUUCGUACCAGUAUGCAGCAAAGAACUUCAAGAUUGGAUCAUUGCAGAUGUUCAUGAACAAUAGUGGUAGCUGUGAGGAUAUGGGCCCUCGUUCAUUUCCAUUGGAAGAAGUGCAUAAGAUCUCUGUGCUUGAUAUGAGGUUGGCGAAUGCUGACCGACAUGCAGGCAAUAUCCUAUUAAGCAAAGAUGAGGAAGGUCGUACCGUGCUGAUUCCAAUUGAUCAUGGAUACUGCUUGCCUGAAAAUUUUGAGGACUGCACUUUUGAUUGGCUCUAUUGGCCUCAAGCCAAGCAGCCUUAUGCUCGUGACACUAUCGAGUACAUUAUGUCGCUAGAUGCUGAGGCCGAUAUUGCACUUCUGAAGUUUCAUGGAUGGAAUGUCCCACUGAAGUGUGCUCGCACUCUCCGUAUUUCCACCAUGCUCUUGAAGAAAGGUGCAGAGCGUGGGUUCACUCCAUUCACCAUUGGAAAGAUCAUGUGCAGAGAGACCCUAAAGAAAGAAUCUGUGAUCGAGGAGAUUGUCUCUGAAGCUCAGGAUUCAGUUCUCCCAGGCUCAAGUGAGGCUACAUUCCUCGAAUGUGUUUCCCAGACCAUGGACCGCCGUCUCGACGAGCUCUAACGGAAGAGCUGACAUAACAUGAGGUACUUGUAUAUGUAGAUAUGAAUAAAUAGUAUGGAUAUUUCAAAGGUACAUAUUGAUGUAUGUGAAUGAUGGGUCCAUUUUCGGAUGGACGGCUUGAUGUAUGGUACUUUUACUAGGCUGCUGAAGAUUGUGACCCCCUCUUACGAACUCUAUUGUUUACACUGUUCGCUUGGUUAGGCGGACAGAACACCGUUAACAGGUCUCUUUUAGGAAUGCUUGUUGGUAUUAAAUCCUUUAACAAUUUGUUAUUUGGUUUCUUCUUUCUUUGUACCCGAUCUAUGAGAUUGGCAGGAAAAAAAAAACGCAUAAAGAUAGUUUGUUGUUAAGUUGCUUGGUUUUGUGUUGCUUUAUAAACCUCGGUACUGAACUCUUAAGGAUGGUUUUUAAUAGAUAUUAUGUUUUUAGUGUAA
Papaver somniferum (opium poppy) is the source of this 2790-nucleotide messenger RNA. Its product is annotated as phosphatidylinositol 4-kinase gamma 4-like. Bases 584 to 2356 code for a protein of 590 amino acids. Gene Ontology annotation, molecular function: protein binding. The transcript is spliced from 2 exons. Lineage: Eukaryota; Viridiplantae; Streptophyta; Magnoliopsida; Ranunculales; Papaveraceae. The record is from RefSeq and is a predicted model, not a curated record.